This is a messenger RNA of Chelmon rostratus (copperband butterflyfish), 9092 nucleotides long. RefSeq names its product zinc finger protein 263. The transcript is spliced from 5 exons. NCBI's taxonomy places the organism in Eukaryota, Metazoa, Chordata, Actinopteri, Chaetodontiformes, Chaetodontidae. Gene Ontology annotation, cellular component: nucleus. Bases 9 to 1535 code for a protein of 508 amino acids. The record is from RefSeq and is a predicted model, not a curated record.
GCGAAAACAUGAACGGGGCCGUGUACAUUUCGUUUUUCCAGGGCCAGCUGGAGUCCGUGCUGGAACAAGUCGUUCAGCUCGCCGUCCAGGAAAUAAGCAAGACGGUGGGAUCCAGCCUGAACACGCUGCUGCUGGAGACGGCCGUCAAGGAACAAGAAAACCGCCGACUCAGGCUCCAGCUGCAGUCGCGGGAGAGCCGGGGCCGAGCCAGCACCAACCCCGCGGACGGCGGGGGCUCUCCGGCGGCUGGUAAGAACAAGGCUGGCAAGGCGGCGGGGGACGAGAGGGCGGACAGCGGCAGAACAAAGCCCGAGCAGAGGCAGCAGCAGCAGCAGCUACACGCCCCCGGAGGGCAGGGUACCGAGCCCGGCGUGCCCACCGACACGCGCCGCCUGGAGCAGAGAGGACGAGUCGUGGACCAGCUGAAGUCGGUCAUGGAGCAGGUCCUGGACUUCGCUGUACGCGAGCUGACGAAGAUCGUGGAGGCUUCGUUCGAUGACCUGCUGCUGGAGAUCACAAAGAUGGAGCGAGAGCAGCAGGUCCUGGAGGAGAGGCUGGAUAAGAGCUCUGACAGAGGAAGAGGAGGAGGAGGAGGAGGAGGCGCUGGGGGGAGGAGGAGGGGGUCGGAGAAUGACUCGGUCUCCCCCAGCGGCUCUGAGGACGCCCGGGAGGAGGUCGCUGAGGUCACAGUGUCCAAGGAGACGGAGAAGAGAAACGACCCGGAGCACCCCCCCGUCCUCUCGGCCUCUCAGGACUGGGUUCCCAUCCUUGACAAGGUAUUUGGUCAAAGGUGGUGCAGCGAGAUCAAAGAGCUCGAAGGAGGCGGGCGAGAAGGAGGGAGUGGGCGGAGUCUGGGUGAGGGAGGGGCCCAGCAGGUGCAACAUGUCUCCGCCUCCUCUCUGAGCCUGGAGCCCUCCCCCUCCUCCCCCCAGCAGGACCCCCGUUGGACUCCGCUGGAGGACAUGGAGGUGUUUUCUCCUGACGAAGAAGCUGCAGACAGUCAGAAGAGCGCAGGAGGAGGAACCGCCACGACCAGACCCUCUCCUGGACCCCCCCUCAGCCCCACAGGAUGUUCAGGUCGCCGCUCGUCUGCCUCGAUGCUUCAUCGUCUCCUGACUCUUCCGUCUCAGCUGCUGGAGGAGGACGAAGAAGACCCCGCUGUCAACGAAACGCUCGCCGCCCUGGCGACCGACAUCGGCAACGACCGCCGAGAUGGCCGGACGUGCCCGUCGCCCUUGGCAACCAGGGAGGAGGAGGAAGAGGAGGAGGAAGAAGAUGAAGAGGGGGAAGACAAAGGGAGGAAGAAGAAGAGGCGGCGGGUCUGGUCCGAGUGUGAGGAGUGCGGUCGGAGGUUCAGUCGGAUGUCUCUCCUGAAGGCUCAUCGUCAGACUCACGCCGCCGAAAACACCGCCGCCGACGCCGCAUCGCCCUCUUCUCCGCCGGCCGGCAAUGCCUCGGCGCUGCGCUGUUCGGAGUGCGGGAAGAGGUUCUCCUCCGCGACCCGCCUCCACAGCCACAUCCGGACCCAGCACUGAACCGGGUCCAGAACCCGACGGGACUGGAGCUUCAACAGAGUCCGACAAAGGCUGAGCAAAAAUCGGAGAGCAGAACCGGAGGAGGAUCCACAGGCCUGAAGACUGGAUCAGAACCAGAGACCAGAAACCACAAAAGGGACCCAACAGGAUCUGAGUCCAGUAGUGGAGCGGCGGGAUGGUAGACCGAAGCUUUUACUCUGAAACAGAUUCAUCUCUUAUACAAUAAAUCGUUUAGUCUUUGAAAUGACAAAGUUCCAACGUGACGUCUUCAGAUGUCUCGUCUCCGACCGACAGUCUGAAGCCCGGAGGUUCGGUUUUAUCAGUGAGCCGACACGUUAGAGAUUAUUCUUCUUAUUAGUCUCCAGAGCAGCAGCUGUUAAUAAUUCUGACAUAUUAAGUCACAUUUGUUGUUUUUAAACAUAUCAGAUAACAAUGAGAAGAAAUUCACAAUCAACAGUGACAUCAUCGGCCUACCCGCAUCAUCAGCAGAGAACCAAUCACAGUGUCUCUGGAGGCAGGUCACAUGGUCCAUUAUUAUCCUGGACCAAAUGGAGUCUGAUCACUGGUUCUGAUUCGGUCCAGUUCUGGAUUCGUUAAGUUCAGAAGCUUCUCGAAUCUUUAGUCUGUUUCAUCUGUGAUGUCACUUUGCUGAGACGAAGAACAACACAAAGGUCCCGAAAACGUGUUUUCUCGAGCGGUGGCGGGGCCCGACGUCGGUGUUUUCAUUUAGAUGUGAGGACAGCUGGCGGUUUUUAAGUGUUAAACUGUUAGAAAGUAGAAAUGACUCAUGUUAGCUGUGACGAUGCUCACUUAGUGAAGAAUGUUGAGGAUGAACACUUCAGAGCGAAACCUUUUCAGGGGCUUUAACGUUACUUUAAGAUGAAAGUUAAUGGAUUUGAAAAGGGAUUCGAAAGGAUUUGAAGUUGAAUCCAGCGGCGGACCAGAAACCUGCUGAGUAGAUCUGGAACAGGAAGUAAAAACUUCAGAGGAGAUGAAAUAGACGAAUCAGAUCAGAGGAAAUUAAACCGAACACUUGAUGAGGAGGCCUCAGAUCAGAUCACAAGAACAGAUCUUCCUCCUCCUGCUGUACAUCCACCUCUUCUUCUUCUCCUCCUGUAAAGUUCGUAAAAGCCUCGUCGUCGACAGGAAGCGAGCUCCGGCUGCUGCAGGUGAGUUUCUGUCCCGGCAGGUGAAUUUUUUUGCAAUAAGCUUGUUGCCUUGGCGGUCGGACGGUCGGAGCGCCGCUUCCUGUCUCCCCCCCCCUGCCCAGUGGUGAUGAUUGUGGUUUUGGUUUUCCGUGGACCUGUACACAAGGACAGAAGAAGAAGAAGUGACCUUUGGUUUUUCUACCUGUUCGUUUUUAAAGUGCUCUUUAUUGUUUUUCUCAGCCAGCUGUUUUUUCUCUUUUUUUAAUGUUUUGGUCGUCGGGUGCGUUUUGUCGUCAUAUUUUAGACUUUUGGACGAUCUUUGAGGAUUCUUGCGUCGCUCUUACAGAAAAACAAACAAGGACGAUGAAGCUUCGUCAGUGGCAACCAUUGAUUUUGACUCAAUGAAUGUGAAUCUCAGCAGUUUUUAUCCUUUUUACGUUCGUUGUACAGUUUUUACUUUUCGGACUGAGCUGAGGAUGAAGAAACGAGAGAAAGGUUUUUAAAUCUGUGCCGGUUUACUCCUCUUCCUCCUUUCCUUACAUCCAUCCUUCCUUCAUCGCUCCCUCGUUCGUUGGUUUGACCUCAUGUUAACACACAGAUACCUCCUGACGAACAAAGGAGACCACGUCAUGCGCUUUGUGCUGCCAGCCAUUGUUCUUCAGCUAAUUCUAUUCUUUGGUGAAUCUGACACGUAUGGAAGCUCGUUACUGCCGAGAACAGAAAAGCGACAAAAAUUAAAAAAACACUCGUUGUACGUUAAAAUAAUGUGCCGCUAAAUCAAAAUGUACAUUUAUCCUAGAGAUAAAUAAAUUACUCAGCAUCUCAUAUUCAUGAUGAGACAAAGAGCUUUCAGUCAUUUUUAAUGAGAUUUUUUGUUUUUGUUUGUAAAAUUUGAGAGGUAAAAGUUAUGAAUUAUAUUAUAUUUGUUCCCAGAAAUGAGCUUCCAUAUUUCUACCUGAUAGAAAUGAGAGAUUUAAUGUCCAAAAAAUGACGAGUGUCAAAUAUAAAACUGCCCAAAAACACAAACGACACAAAGCAGAAUCAGAGAAAAGCAGCAAAACAGAAAUAAUGUUGUAAUUUAGUGAUAACUGAUCACAUGAUCGAUAUAUAUUUCCAGAUGUUAGAAGAUAGUUUUGGUGCAGCAGCGUUCAGAGCCUGUUCUCUUGACUGAAACAGACCAAAAACCUGAACCUGAAGUGUUAAAAUAUCUUUAUUAUUCUGAACAGACCAGAUAGAAAAGGACUGAAUAGAAACUGGACUUUGUUUUGUCUGAGCUUUAGGACCAAAUAUGGGUUUAAUAUAAAAUAUGUGUCACCUGACGCUGGAUCAAAUACGAGCUCAGCCCAACAGGAAGUCCUGUUCACGUCCCUCAUUUUCAUUGUUUAACGGUUACGUGCUGUUAUAUAGAAGCCUGCUCCUGCCUAAAUAAACUGAUUUUAAAAUCUGUACUGAUAAAAAAUUCUCACAUUCAGGAUGUAGCUCUUUAAAUUAAACCCUGAAGUUAUUUAUUUUUUUAGAUUGAAUAAAUUAUUGCUCCAGAAAUUAGUCGUCCCAUCAGUGGAAACAUGAAGCUGUGGCAGACGAGCGCAUGAUGCUUCGUUGUUUUAUCACAUUGUUACUCUACAUAAUCUUUUUCUCCAUUAAAAUAUGUUGAAGGGACCUCAAAGACCAGAUUCAGCACUACGUCACCUCGCGUGUCGGUUAAAGACCAGAAUCAAACCAUGAAAGUCAAGUGUCCAGACUCCUGUCCACUAGUUUAACCAGAGAGACGAGUUCAUGGAAACUGUCCCGCCGCCGAGCCUCUGUUCAUGGACUCAUUCCUGCCGGUUCAUGUGUCUGUGCAGCACACUCUGGAUGUGGUGGGGGGGUGGGUGGUGGCGAAUGGAAGGAUCAGAGAAAUGUAUGACGCUCGUGUUUCGAUGUCGUUUCUGCUCUGUUGCUUCAGCACGAACAAUCAGCUCUUCAUCGUUUUUACGCUUUGUAAAUGUGCAAACUGAAACUUUUUACCUGUUUGAAGAAAGAAAAUUAAGCAAUAUGAAGCCAAAACUCUGCCGAGGGCCGGAGUUUGAUUUGUGGGGCGAGGAUCGUAGAAGAGAGUCUGCUGACAGCAGCUGGUUUGGUUUUGGUGGAUCGUGACCCGGGUCUCUCGGGUCAAAUACUUCAAUUUGAUAUCAGGAUAAUGAUGAUUAAUAAUUUACCGUUCAGUUUCCUGUCGUUGCCUCUGAACGCCGCUUAAAUAACUAAGACUUGUCGUCUGCGUCACCCAACCGCUUUUCUGCAAACGCCGAGCGUGUCAUCUGAUUGGCUGAACUCCAGCCUCCACACGUGUUCACUCACAGUGCUGCCGAACAGUUUGAGAACGCUUCAGUUUCCUGUUUGUCUCCAUAAACGUCACCUAAAAUGUGAUCGGAGCUUCAUUCGAGCCCAGAAAGAGAUAAAGAGGAGGUUAAACAAACGCUUUAAUUUAUUGGGCCGUGUUUUCCAGCGCUAAGCCUCUUUGUUGGAGAAAGUAUGUGAACCUCUGGAAGAGUCUAACUGGAGGUGUUUGAAUCAAAGGGAUGAGAGUCCUGUUGAAAGAGUAGAGAUGUGGUCUUCACCACCCUGACUCGAGGAAGAGAUUCCUGCAGAGCUCAGACAAAAAGUUGUGGAUGGUCACCAGACUGGAAAAGGUUACAAAACCAUUUCCAAAGAGUUCGUCCUCCAUCAGUCCACCAUCAAUACAAACAGGAAAUUCAACACGACGUUCCUCUCGUCAGGAGCGAUCGUCCAACAAAAAUCCCUCCAACCGAAAUACAGGAGGUGACGAAGAAGCCCCGGGUAGCAUGGAAGGGUCCGCAGGCCUCGACGAACGCUGAACCAGAACGAAGCAUGUGACAGGUUAGCGAGGACCAACGUUCCAUAGACGGAUGAGUCUAAAAUAGAACUUUUUGGUUUAAAUGAGAUUGAGCAUAUUUGUUGAAAACCAAAUGCUGGCCGCAGUCCAGCCUAAGAACCAGCUCGUAGCGGUCCGGGAAUGGUCUGGUGCCUCAGGACCAGGGCUUACAGUCGGUGACAGACCUAUGAAUUCUGGGUCAUACCUUAAAAUCCUGCAGGACAACGUCGAGGUGUCCGUUCAAAAACUGCAGCUCAGCAGAGGGAGGAUCAUGACGCGAGACGCAGACCCUGAACACACAAGUCAGUCUUCCAAAGAACGCUUCCAGUAGAGAAGAUAGGAUAGUGGUUAGUCCAGUGGUGGUCCAGCUGUGGUCCAGACCUGAAUCCCACAGAAAGACCUGAAGAGAGCAGGAAGCCCACCAGCAGCGCAAAAGUCCAGGGGGUCACACCAAAGGCUCACAUACUGUUUCCAACAAAGACUCUUGUGUUUAAAUUAACUCAGUAAAAAGGUGUUUUUUGUUUCGUGUCCUCGUUGUCGGAUGAAGAACUGAUGAAACAGAAACAGAAGAAGCUUCGCAGACGCUCUCGCAGCACUGUUCCUCAUUUUUCCUGUGAAACAUUUCAAGACUUUUCGUUUUUCCCGUUUCCACACGAACCUCAUUACCUCAGUAGACGUUUGCCGUUGAUGUUUGACUGCGAUAAUGUGUAUUUUUAUUUGUUCUGUUUCAUCUUGAAUGCGUCUCAGCUUUUUAAAACGCGGCCUGAUGCUGUCGGGUACAAACCACAAAACUGCAAAUGCACAAAGUUCUCAGGUUUGAAGAUGGAGUCUCUUUAGAUUUUUUAAUGAAUACAAACGAUCAUCUUUCAGGACUUCCAUACACUGACUGGUUUUAACAGGUCGGAUAUUUGGAAGCUCAGACACGCCAAGGUAAAAACCGCUGAAAUGAUUUGAAAUGUAAAACAUAAAUAAAUAUUAAUACUCGUGGUAAAAAUGACGAGACUUUAUCUGACAGCCUCAUAAUUUUUACUUGUCGUGAGUAUUUUUAUUUUGUCAGUCUUAACAACUCUUUUUUUUUUUUGUUUCCUGGUGUGAAUGAGCUUCCAUACCGAGCUGUAAACAGAUGGCUGAUGUUUCUGAUUAUUUAGAAAUACAUCAAUAAUUGUUUGGUGUUCCUUCUUUCGCUGUUUUACCUUUUUUAAGUCUUGUCAUUCGUUACACAACUGUAACGUUACAAACAUUUAAAUGGCAUUUAGUUUGAUUUACAUUAUCAGGACUGACAGUUUUCUGUUUGUGGAGCACCUUUAAAUUAAGUUAUAAAGAGCUUUAAAGGGAUUUAGGCAUUUCUGUUAUUGAUGCAGUUCAAAUGAAUGCAGCUAAAAACUAACAAAGAUCAAACACAAAGAUAAAAUUAAAGGAGAUUAAAACAUGAAAUUACAGGAUAAAAAAUAAAAGUGUGAAAUAAUUUGAAGGAAUAAUCAGCCAUUUCCACGUUCUGCUGCUGUCUGAUGCUUCUGUGCAUCUUUUGUUUGUUUUUUUUAACCAAAAACGCACAAAAAAUUAGUUUUUGCUUUCAAGACUGCAGUUAUGUGAUUUUUACAGGACAGCAGCUGCUACACUGCACUGUGUACAGAUUAGAAAGGACAGCUGCGAGGAAAACCUCGUAUCUCCAGACAUGAACCUCUGCUGCUGUCUGACGUCGAGCUGAUCCAGAUGUUAAAGUGCUGCAAACAUCUGCAGUCGACAGAACACAAAGGUGAAUAUUAGCUACAGAGGUGGUUAACAGGUUUUCUCCUGACGGCAGCAGCAUCAUGUGACCUGUUGACCAAUCAGUGCUCCUCCUGUCCUUGUUUACAAAGCCAUAGAAGAGAGAAAUGCUUCUGGAAACACAAAAAGGGAACACAGAGAGAAAACCGGCUGUGUGUAGAAACGAAAGUCAUUUCCAAACUGUCGGAAACCCUCAAAAAAUCCUGAACACGAAUAAAAAGUUAUUAUUAAUAACCCAUGGAACCGAUAACAAUGUUAGUUUAUUUAACCUGUGGACACGGGAGGGACAAGAUUGUUGUCAGAAAACCUUUUUCUGUCCACAAAGGUUUAUGGGAAGAAUUUGGAGACAUUCAAACAUGUCUAAUAACAACAGGAAAACAAACUCACAGAGGUCUUUAACUCUUAAUUAUAUGAUACAGAAAUUAUAUGUAAGACGUAGCAUCGCUUUACAUUUGUGAGAUAGUAAAUCAUUAACUGUGAUACUGCUCAUGUACUAAUGAGAACUUGGAGCUAAAAUCAUUACGAGAUACGCUUGUUUAUCUGCUCUGAAUGUUGUCUCAUACAGUAUCUCAGAACGACCAGGAAACGUCCGGUUUCUCUACGAUCGGUUUUCUCUCCACAGGCCGAGUCCUAGUGAUCAAAGCUCAUGAAGUAAUUCUUCAUUUCCGACUGAUGCAUUUCUCUCACAGCAGGAGGAUCAUGAAACCUCUCUGUAGUUUUAACGUGUCGUUCAUCACGUUAGUUUAAGCACUGAGACGCAUUCACGUGUACAUUUCACACUCCUGUGAUUUUGAUUGUGUUUGAUGGCAGUUUUCUGAAAAGUGGUUGUGUUGUUCCCACGUGGAGAGAAGACGAUGUUGUUUCAGUUCAGCCUCAUCGUUAAAAGUGCAGGCCGCGAAGGAGGGAAUCGCGUCUGCGGUGAGACCGGGAGCCCGGAGGGACCUCGAUCUUUAAAGCAAAGAGUUCUACAGGGUUCCUUAAAGAAACCCUACAGGGUCAGUUUGUAGAAGUGAAGCUGGAGUUUCUAAAACUCAUGAGGGGUUCCUCAGGGAACUGUCUGAGGUCCUCUUACUGUUUGAUGCAAAUGAGGGGAUGAAAGGGAUGUUUUACUGUUUUUAAGUUGUAUUAUUUUCCAUUUAAAUUGUUUUACUUUAAGCAGACUGUAUGUGUGAAAUGAUUGAUGUUCAAAUCCCUGAGGGUUUUUUACUUUUAUUCUAAAUAUGUUUCUACUCCCUGUAUGAGCUUAAUGAACUGACUUGAUCUUGUUUUCGAAGAAAGUUCACGUCAGUGUUUGGAUUUGAUGCAAUACUUUUGAUAAAAUGUGCCCUUUUUGUAAUUCAGCACUCUAAUUAAACCAAAUCUAAAAGAGUUUCCUAUUUGAUAAUACAACUGAAAAAGUGCUGGAGUUGGAUAAUGGACAGUUCAAAUUUCAGUCAAUGUGAAAAUUAACUCAAAAUUGAUAUGACCGUUGACCAUUUCGUGACCAGUGUCAGUUCUGAGUGAAUUUUUGCCAACUUUUUACAUCUUAAACCAGUGAAAUGGAGAAUAUUCACUGUUGUGUUUGGCUGUUUUACCUGGUGGCCCACGUUGAUCACAGCAGCACCGUCUGAAUGUCAUUUAUGCCAAGUUUCAACUGUCUGCCAUGAUGAUAUGAUGAUGAAGGCCAUGGUGAUGGUGUUUUUUUAUUUGUAUGACCUGUUUUAGUCUAUGAGACCGGGUACUUUAUAGUGUUGAAAUUCAAACAAAACCAAUAAAUGUUCACAACUGCCA